GUCGCGCCAUGCCUAAACCUAAACAUCGUCCCGCCCCUGGGGGUGACUUACCAACCAUGGGGCCAUCGACCUCACCAGAGAAGGCCUCGGACCAAAGCAGAGUUUAUGGUAGUCAGCAGCCGCCUAACCAGCGCGAAGCCUUCAACGAGUUCUAUCCUAACGGACUACCCAACGUCUACAAGAUGUUUCAGACCCCCAGCGCCGACGGUGUCCGGCAGACGUAUCUUGAAGACUAUCUCCCUGUGGGGUUUUACACGAACCCUCGUACUGAAGCUGGAGCUAUCUUCUCAACACAAUGUGGACGACGGCCUUUCCGCCGAAUGGACCAGCUGAUGGCCCAGCGUCGCGUCCACCUCUGGAACAAGGACGAAGUCCAGUCUGUUUGUAACUCGCUUCGCAGGCUCUACUGGAAUUACAUGAAGUACAUGCAGAAACCCUCUUGCUGGGAUGACUUGUGGAUCUAUUUCGAUACCCACGAUAUCUACAACUAUGGAGCCCUGAAUCUCUGGAAUGUGGUCAACCAUCUCUAUCAUGAGAACCAAAUCAUCGCUGAGGACGUGAAAAAGACAACGGCUGUUGAAGUCGGCCUCUGGGCUGAUUCAUGGAUGUAUAUGGAUUCCAACUGCCAGAAUCUUAUAGACUGGGAUGAAACUCAAUCUAUCAUCUCACUUCUCAGUCAGGACGAUUGGAAGUCGAUCGGUCGUAUUCCAGCUGAAGUUAUGACGCUCGUUGAAAGCGCGCUUACACACCGUCGCUCCCUGUUACUUGCUCCCGAAAAGCUAAGGCUGGGUUCGGAUGUAAAGCCAAAUCAUCUGAUGAAGUCUUGCGCCGACAACAACCUUGAAAACUGGCUUGCUGGCCAACGCAUCUUUGAGCCCUCAGGCCUUCCACCACCUCCAGCGGUCAACCCCCACCAAGCUUCGCCAACUUCCAUGAAGGCUCUCGCACCCGUUCUUGUAUUAGACGGGAAACACUACUAUCAGUCGCCAUCCGAAAAGCGCGUACCCAGCGCAGUGGAAGCCCUGCACCAGUCUGCCGCCGCCGCUGGACCUGUCGUCGCUCACAGUAACAGCGGCGUAGUGUUGACGGAACAGACUAAGAUAACCAACUCCGGGGAAACUCUUCAAGUAUCACCUCAAAUCAGGUGCAAAUCUACCGAGCCCUCUUAUGCUAUGCCAUCCCCGCCAUCUGGUAAUGGAAAGAAAAAUCAAGCUGCUCCUAACUCAUCAACAAAGCGGAAUAAGAAAUCGUUUAAGAAACGCCGCGAUCCAGAAGAGUUCGAUGUACAAACCCCGACAAAAGCUGAGCGACGAGGUCGUGGCAACCCUCGGGCGACUCCAGGAGCUCGCAAGUCCACAGUUACAACAUCACUGCCAACAUCGACCGCAAUGGAAUUUUCAACCUUGAGGACUCCCGAAAAGCAGACCAACAGUGCCCAGGCUACUUCGAGCCCUUCGAAGGAGGAUGACACCGGUCGUAACAGCAAGCAAAGAGAUACCGUGUCGCAGGCUGACGCCUUCAAGGAGCCCAAGAAGAACCAACAGACGGGCCAAUCUUCUGGUCGCCUAGGUCCCCAGGAACACAAGAACAUGCGGCCCCUUGGUGGCACCAACAAUCCCAACCAAUUGCAAAGACUGGACUCAAAUUUACAUACCAACUACAUGCCUGUUGUUCAUAUAGAGGGGGCAGUGCAGCCAAAUCAGAUGCACAAUCCUCUGGGAAUCACUUUCCACCCCUCUGGAGCCUUCAAUCACGUUGCCCAAGGAGGGUACCUUGCCCCUCAAGAUAAUGCCUCUAAUGGCUUAAACUACCGCCACGCGAGCAUGCAGCAACCAUUUUUUCAUUCAAAGGGGUUCCCCCCCAACCGGGGUAGGAAUUUCAGCAACUCUUCCCGCCUGGAUCGCUCCGAGCUGAACGACAAUCGUUGGUAUCAGAACAGCGAGAACUUUAACGGUGCUAACUCAGGUUUCAAUCGUGGAGCUAAUCAGCGCGGUGGACGUAAAGGGACAGGCCGUCGAGGUGGCCAUAACCAGCGAAACGCAACAGCACCUGUCACUCAACCACAUGUUGGUUCCGACCCCAUUCAGAAGAUGCGUGACGGAGGACCAUGGAAAAACAACAAGUGGCGCCGAGAAGGCUCGGACCCAGUACAAGUGACAUGCCGGAACGUCCAGGAUGGGUAUGCCAUUAGAGAUUACGUUCUUUGCUCCUGCCAGAUGUGCGAGGCUCGUAACCGAUCUGUGCACGUCGCCGUGGAAUCUCAACAUAAAAUAUCAUCGGUAGACAUGCAGUCCCGGGUCAAGUAUGGCUUGUCUGGACGAUACGGGCUUGUGGACGAAGUAUACCCAUUACCUUCAAAGGAACCAGGACGUUUCAUAGUCAGGUUCAAUAACCCUUCAUCUGUUGCUGAAGCGCUGACGAUGGGUGGCGGAAACAUGCCCGAACACGCUCUGUCAGUUACUUUCACUCCGGCUAUGCGUUCCAAGUGGACACUCUCCGAGCAAGCACCGACUCGGGUGACCUCUAGCCAGGCUAUUGACCAACAUCCCUCUUCUGUACCAUUCUCUCCAUAUCCCUUUGGUAUCGUUGUGCCUGGUAAUACCCCAGGCGUUGCGGCGGCUCACCAGAUUCCACCUGGAAUGCUUCAUCCAUCUGUGGCGAACCCAGCCAAUGCGCGUAUGUGGCCCAAGACCGGUGGCCAACAGGCUUUCUCUGGAUUUGCUCAACCGAUGCCGAGACUACCUGAUUUUGUUUCUGCCGUACGUAGCUAUUCUCAAAACCAAACUUUUGUCCCAGGACCUACACAUUUGGAGACUGCCGGCCAAGCCGUCGAUGAGCCAUUGCAGACAAAGCCGCCUGCUGAGGAAGCUUUGGAGGAUAUGCAUCGCAAUGAUCGAUGCGGUUCCUACAGUCCAGGAAGCGACGGAAAUGGGACUACUGGAACCAAAGCUCGUGUUUCAUUGCCUAACACCCCUUCUAAGGCUUCUCCAAAGGAAGUACACACAACACAGCCCACGGCCGCAGAGAAGGUUGCCGAUAACCAGGCCAGUGAAGGGGUCGUGCCUCGCCUUACACACACAACAUCUGUGCCAGGUAGUAGUGUAACGAGCCACAAUUGGGUACCCAGUGUCUUCACCAAGAACGAAAUCAAGGAAAGGCGCCAAGCUUGGGCAAAGAUCCCCAUGCCACUAAAUCAUCGCUGUUCUAGAAACUUCACACCAACUAAACCCAGCAGUGGCCCUAUCAAGGAUGGUGAUAAUUCACGGGUUUCAAAGGGCGACAAGCGCGAAAUGUACGCUGCUGAAUCCGAAUUGUCAACUCCGACCAAGAACGUGACAUUCACUCCUGAUACUGGUAGUGUUUAUGAGCAAUCUCCUGGAAAACCCGUGUCUCCCACAUGUGCGCCGAAGGAUUCCUCUGCCCCCAACUCAACUGGACCGACAGGACAAGAAACAAUCAUCGAGGAGAACGAAGAUCGGGACAGGGAAUUGGCCACUACCUCUUCUCAAAUCGGCAAGACUGGAUGCCAGAGCGAGCUAGAUCAAACCCAAGCGCUCAAGCCCAUUGAACAAGACACUCAGCCCGAAGUUUUUGACACAAACCGGCGUUUAGACAACGGACAAGCAAAUCAGCCAAAGGGGAAGGGAAAGGGCCCGAAAUCGAAGUCGAAGAAGAAGAAGUCAAAACAUAAGAUGAUGUCUCAAGACCACGAAUCCAACUCUCACACACUCAAUUCUCAUACGGCCACUCAAGCUUCUCGAGGCGAUUCUGAGAGUACGCAUCACGGACUUUCAUCCACAAUUGGCCCCGAUAAUCAGCCGUCUGAAUCAUUCUCCCCUACAAAGCGGCAACAUGACGACCCCGAACAACGUUCUGCAUCCGAUCUCUCCAAACGAAGCAAGAAGCAUGGAAACAAUCAGGAAAUUUCUCACGAUGAAUCUGAUUCACCUGAUGAGGAUGCCCGUGGCCGUAAGGGAUUCAGGGUCGGCAGGGGAGGUUCGCUUCGUAUGGGCAAGACACGUCGCCCCCGUGCCAUUAUGACUGUAGCAGCACUUGCAGAGCAGCCCACGGACACCCAAACUCCACCCCCUUCAUCGGAUUUUGCCUUUCAAUGUCAGAGCUCUUCUGCCUCUACUAGUUCACCAAGCCUACAUGGGCCCGACAACAGUGCAAUGAGUCGACUGAAUCCCAAAGCACAGGAGUUUGUCUCGCCAUCUAGAGUGACACUUAAUGACAAGCAAAUAACUCCUGAAACUGACGGAAUCGAGAAUUUCGAUAGGCUCAUAUCAGAAGAUGAAACCAAUCGCACACGAAACGCCAUUCAAGAACCACUGAAGUCUGGCCUGGGCGCAGCUCCUACCGACGACUCCAUGCUUUCUGAGGUAGCUACUUCAGCCCCAAAACAUCGACGGGCUCUAUCGGAAGCGGCUCAGAAAGAGACCCUGGCAAACGAUAAAGAGGGAGCGUGCCAGGGCCAUGCAAAGACGCCGGGAAAAGGCCCCAAGCGAGCGAAGGGCAAAGAAAGAGCCGCUACACUAGGCGCGAGAAAAGAAACGGCCGAGGGCACAGAGGACGCAACCCAGGAUUCACCUCGAACUCCCAAACAACCAGUUACCAAAACCAGGAAGCCUGGCCUGAUCAACGAUGAUUGGCCUUCUCUUCCAGCAUCUCGGGAUCGUGCCCCAUCAAAGCCGCAAACACCCUCGAUCUGGGGCGCAAAGACGAAAGCUGCGGUGGAAAAUGGUGGCCUAGAACAGGGCUCUCCAGUCACCUAA
Molecule: messenger RNA, 4775 nt
Organism: Fusarium venenatum
Lineage: Eukaryota; Fungi; Ascomycota; Sordariomycetes; Hypocreales; Nectriaceae
Source: RefSeq, a predicted model, not a curated record